AUGGCGUCCGCUCGCAGCGCUCAUCUCCUCCUCACCAUCUCCAUUCUGCUGCUCCUACUCUGUCCUCUAACACGCGCAUUCCCACUGCCAUCACCACCUUCUGCGUCGUCAAACGCCGCCUCCCCGUCGCCGCCUCCUCCGGUGCCGCCGCCGCUACCGCGAGGCCUACCACGGAUCAUACCGGCGUGGUCGCUGCCCGUGAACCCGUUCACGGCGAAGGCGGCGUUCAUCCGGUACUGGAACAGGAAGGUGCGCGGCAACCACCCACACCCGGCCUUCCUCUUUGCCAAGCUGUCACCGCUCUCGGCGCCAGACGCCGCCACGUUCUCUACGCUGGCCUCCGCGGGCAAGCUCGCCUCCCGCAUCCGCGACUUCUGUGCCGCGGCGUCCCUGCUCUGCCCGUCCACCCCCGCGGCGUCCUGGUCGGCGGCGGCGUCCACGUCCGUGGAUGGUGCCGCCGCCGCCGGAGGCGGCGGCGCUGCCUCCGCCGCGCCGUUCAAGAACUACGAGAGCGGGAACUUCAGCAGCUACGGCAACAGCGGCGGCGGUAGCUCUGACCAGUUCGCGGUCUACUCCAGUGGGAAGAGCGGACCCGUUGACUCGUUCAAACGGAAGGGCUCGCUGGGACUAGGGAUGAAAACGGUCGGAAACGGUAUUACAAUCAGAAAUUCAAUCUUGAAAUUUCCGUACAUCGUUCCUGUAUUUGUUCGUUGUCAGAAAAAGAUUUUCUGUCAUUUGGAUAAAAGAGAAAAGGAUGAUUCAUCUGCUGGGUAUAUUCACAUUAGAGUUCAAUGCAGUGUCCAUAAAAGAUUUGGUUGGUGUAAUGAACAGGAGGCUGAGUUGCUUAUAAACAUCGAGGAGCAUGUUCUUGAUCCUAAGCAUCAGGUGCUCACACAUGAGGAGAAGAAAACGCUAUUGGAGCAGUACACCUUAAAGGAAACUCAGAACGACGACUUCGCCAACUACGAGGAGGGGGGAAACGUCGGCACCUCCAGCUUCAACUCCUACACCACCGGAGCCACCGGCGGAGCCGGGGAGUUCGCCGGGUACGCUGGACAGGCCAACACGGUGGCGGUGACCUUCGCCACCUACGACAACACGGGCAACGGCCGUACGCACGAGUUCACGGCCUACUCGCAGGACGCCAACUCCGGCGUGCAGAGCUUCACUGGCUACGGCAAGACCGCGAACGGCGCAGGCGAGUCCUUCAAGACCUACGGGAACAACUCUAACACCGUCGCGUCCGGCUUCAUCAACUACGGCGAGAAGGCCAACGGCUUCAACGACACGUUCGCCUCCUACGGCCUCGACGGGAACGCGCCCCAGAACACGUUCCGGAGCUACGCCUCCGGCAGCAAUGCGGGCGUCGACGAGUUCAAGGCGUACAGGGACGAAGCCAACGUCGGCGACGACAGCUUCACGUCGUACGCGAACAACGCCAAUGGUGCGGCCGCCGACUUCGACAGCUACGGCAAGUCGACCAACCCUGCGAGCGUGGCGUUCAAGGGGUACGACCAGGGCUCUAACCCCAACCACCGCAUCGGCUUCACGCAGUACUCCGGCAAAAACACGACGUUCAACGCCUACUCCAACGAAGGCGUCGAGUUCAAGGAGUACCAGAACAUGUCAAAGAUGGAGGUGUCCAAGACGGCCGCAACGGCGGUUCCUGGGCACCGGUUGCCCAAGUGGUCGCCGGAGCCAGGGAAGUUCUUCCGGGAGCGGGACCUCAUGAUGGGCAACCGAAUGCCAAUGCCGGACAUCGCCGACAAGAUGCCGCACCGCGCGUUCCUGCCGAGGGACAUUGCCACCAAGAUCCCGUUCGAGGAGAACGCCGUGUCAGCGCUGUUCGGAGCGCCGCCGGGCACGUCAAUGAGGCAGGUGGUGGCGUCGACGGUGGCCGAGUGCGCGCGACCGCCCAGCCAGGGCGAGACGAAGCGGUGCACGACGUCGGCCGAGGACAUGCUGGACUUCGCGGUGGAGAUGCUGGGCAGCAACAUCGCGGUUCGCAGCACGGAGUCCACGGCGGGUAGCGGCAGGUACGUCCGGCUUGGCAAGAUCACGGGCAUCGCCGGCGGCAGAGUGACGCGGUCCGUGUCGUGCCACCAGAGCCUGUUCCCGUACCUGGUGUACUACUGCCACUCGGUGCCACGGGUCCGGCUGUACGAGGCGGACAUCCUGGACGUGGACUCCAACCGGAAGAUCAACCAUGGCGUGGCCAUCUGCCAUCUCGAGACGUCGGAUUGGAGCCCCAAUCACGGGGCGUUCGUCGCGCUCGGUGGAAAACCUGGUCAGAUUGAGGUCUGCCACUGGAUCUUCGAGGGAGACAUGGCUUGGACCCUUGUUGAUUGA
This is a messenger RNA of Miscanthus lutarioriparius, 2349 nucleotides long. Lineage: Eukaryota; Viridiplantae; Streptophyta; Magnoliopsida; Poales; Poaceae. The record is from the annotation of a GenBank genome assembly.